UUGAAGAGCAGCUUGCCAAGAGAGUUCAAGAAAUGCUAAGGAGCUCCAGAAAAGCUGAAACAAUGAAAAGUCAGGUACAGUUUCUCUUCCUGCUGUCUUUGUUGUGCAGGGCGAUCUCCCAGCAGAUCUACUAUUCGAUUCCAGAGGAGCUGGCCAAGGGCUCGAGGGUGGGGAACUUGGCCAAGGAUCUGAGACUCAGUGUCCAGGAGUUGCCAGCUCGAAAACUGAGAAUUAGUGCAGAAAAUUUUUUCAACGUGAGUGCAGAGAAUGGGGAUUUGCUAGUGAGUGGUAGGAUAGAUCGAGAGCAGAUUUGCGGAAGGAAAUUAGAGUGUGUGCUAGAAUUUGAAAUGGUUGCUGAAAACCCCAUGGCUAUUUUCCAUGUGAGCGUUGCAAUUCGAGACAUUAAUGACAAUGCGCCGCAUUUCGUUGCAAAAGGCAUUGACUUGGAAAUCUGUGAGUCAGCCUUACCAGGGGUAAAAUUCCCUCUGGAGUCUGCACUAGAUGCAGAUGUAGAAAGUAACUCACUGAAGACAUAUUCCAUCAACCACAAUGAGCACUUCUCUCUGUCAACAAAGGAAAGCCCUGAUGGAAGUAAAUACCCAGAAUUACUGCUGGAAAAACCUCUGGACAGAGAACAGCAGAGCUCCCACAAUUUAAUCCUGACUGCCAUGGAUGGUGGAGACCCUCCCCUAAGCGGCACUACCCAGAUCCGGAUACAGGUUACCGAUGCCAAUGACAAUGCUCCAGUGUUUAGCCAGGACACAUACAGGGUUAGCCUCAAGAGAACGUGCCCGGGAACCUCUGUGCUGCGAGUCCUGGCCACUGACCAGGACCAGGGUGUUAAUGCAGAAAUCACCUAUGCCUUCCUUAAUGCCCCAAGUACCAGGCUCCUCUUCGUUCUUGAUCCAAAUACUGGCGACAUUACAACCAACGGUACAUUGGACUUUGAAGAGGCCAGUAGGUAUACGUUGGGUAUAGAAGCCAAGGAUGGAAGGGUACACACAGCUCAUUGCAAUGUUCAGGUUGAAAUUGUUGAUGAGAAUGACAAUGCCCCAGAAGUGACAUUCAUGUCCAUCUCUAACGAGAUUCCUGAGGGCUCAGAUGUUGGAACCAUAGUUGCCCUCAUUAAAGUGAGAGACCAGGAUUCUGGGCAAAAUGGUCUGGUGACAUGCUCUAUUCAGGAAGAAGUUCCCUUCAAAUUAGAAUCCACCUCUAAGAAUUAUUACAAGCUAGUGAUUGAUGGUGCCCUGGACCGGGAGGAGAGGGCGGAGUACAAUAUUACCGUCACAGCCACGGACAAGGGCGAGCCACCCCUCUCCUCCAGCUCAAGCAUCACCCUGCACAUCGGUGAUGUCAACGACAACGCUCCGGUUUUCCAGCAGGCCUCCUACGAGGUCCACGUGGCGGAGAACAACCCGCCCGGCGCCUCCAUCGCGCAAGUGAGCGCUCGCGAUCCCGACCUGGGGCCCAACGGCCACGUCUCCUACUCCCUCGUGGCCGGCGACCUGGAGCCGCGCGCGCUGGCGUCCUACGUGUCCGUGAGCGCGCAGAGCGGCGUGGUGUUCGCGCAGCGCGCCUUCGACCACGAGCAGCUGCGCGCCUUGGAGCUGACGCUGCAGGCCCGCGACCACGGCUCGCCCGCGCUCCGCGCCAACGUGAGCCUGCGCGUGCUGGUGGGCGACCGCAACGACAACGCGCCCAGGGUGCUGUACCCGGCGCUGGGGCCCGACGGCUCGGCGCUCUUCGACACGGUGCCGCGCGCCGCGCAGCCCGGCUACCUGGUGACCAAGGUGGUGGCGGUGGACGCGGACGCGGGGCACAACGCGUGGCUGUCGUACCACGUGCUGCAGGCCAGCGAGCCGGGCCUCUUCAGCCUGGGGCUGCGCACGGGCGAGGUGCGCACGGCGCGGGCCUUGGGCGAGCGGGACGCGGCCCGCCAGCGCCUGCUGGUCGCGGUGCGCGACGGGGGCCAGCCGCCCCUGUCGGCCACCGCCACGCUGCUCCUGGUGUUCGCGGACAGCCUGCAGGAGGCGCUGCCGGACCUGGGGGACGCUCCUGCCCCUUCGGACGCCCAGGCUGAGCUGCAGUUGUACCUGGUGGUGGCCUUGGCGCUGAUCUCGGUGCUCUUCCUGGUGGCGGUGAUCCUGGCGGUGGCCCUACACGUGCGACGCUCCUCCAGGCCCGCGGCCUGGGGCUGCUUUCAGCCUGGCCUCUGUGUCAAGGCCGGGCCCGUGGGUCCCCCCAACUACAGUGAAGGAACGUUGCCCUAUUCCUACAAUCUGUGUGUUGCCUCGCAUUCAGCAAAGACCAACUUAGAUUUUCACAACCUGACCACGGAAACAGCUCCUCCUCUGGAUCUCCUCGGUGAAGAUGCUUCUAUGGAUAUAUGUGCUAAUAAUGAAGACCCCGACAUCGCUCAUGAUUCCUCUUUUUCCUGUCACGUGAGUUUCUGCACACUUACUUAAAUUUUAUUACUUUAUUUUAUUCUCGGGAGUGCAUCAUUAGUUUGGAUCCUUGUUCAUUGUUCUAGUGAGGGUGGUGGGAGAGGAAAUGCAUUGGAUGGGUGGAGAUUGCUCCGUAGUCUGGUCAGUUACCUAAUUACUACUUCUCAAUGUGUACUCUUGGCAUUUCUCUAUGGUCAGCAAAUCAUGUUAAAGACAGCCUUUUCUUGGAUGUCACCAGCCUUAGUAAUUGCAUUACCCUUAUUUAGUUGAUGUGUGAUAUUCUUUUUUUUCCCCCAAGUUUUCCUCUCUAUAAAUGUAUUGACAGCUCUUCCGGACCAAGUUAAAGUUUAUGUUCAUCAAAUACAUUCUAGUUGUUUAUCUUUGAGAUAUGUAUUUCUAAUAUAAUCUUCCAGUAAUUAAGUCUCUUAGCACUUUUUUUUUUUUUUUUUGCCUUAUCGCAUAUAGCAAAGACUGCCAGGUUUUACAUUUGGUUCAUUAACUUUGGGUCUUUAUUCCCACUUCAUAAUCUGUCAAGAAUAAUUUUCUUGACCAUUCUUAAAUAAUUUCACACCCUUUCUACUUUGUUGCUAUCGUAAUAAGGAAUGUAAUGAACGUUGUUGUAUAUAGAUCCUUUUCUAUUUUUCUCCUUUUUAGUAUAAGUUUAUGAGAAGUGGGUUAAAUUUUUUCAAAAUAUUUUCUCUUACAUCCCAACCCCCAGCAACUUGUGAGUCCUUUGAGGAUUGUGAAAAAUGCCUUUAAUCUACUCUCCAAAGUCUGGAAAUGUAAAAACUCUGAAUAGCUAAUGGAUUUUUGUGUGUUGCUAAAAUUUAUGAGUAAUUUCUAGAAACUAAUUAUAUGAGUAAUAAUCUAAAGAACUGGCUACUUGCUGCUUUAUCUCAAGUUUUCUCAGAUCAGUAAAUUACUCUAAGUAUUCAUGAAUAAGAAAACUACAAAGAUGCAAUGAUACUAUAUAUACAGUUACUAAGAUAUUUCCUUUUCCUGGCUAUUUCUAAAUCAAAACCAAACUUAUAAAUAGUAGUAAAACAGUACCUUCUGGAUGUGUCCUAAUGUGGAAAAGUCGCUGAAACAUUGUUUCUCUUUACAGGGCUUUAAAGUUUAACUUUUCUUUCUUCCUGCUUUAUUAUUUAUUUUUAAGGUCAGUUAUUUACACAUUGUUUUAGGCUUUGCAGCUGCAUUAGUAACUUAUUCAUUAAACAUUGAAAAGCUAUUUCAGUGGAUACUCUAUGAAAAGAGCUGCUUUGUGCCGCACAGGGAAAUGUGUGUGAUUGAAUGAUUUUCUUGUGCAACAGAACUUGAUGAAACACUGUGAAUCAACUAUACUUUAAUAAUAAUAAAAAUGGUGUAUCUCCAAGAAAAGAAAGGUGCUAUUCAAGAGUUUGAGGACUCAGUGUGAACAUAAUAAUCAAACCAUAAUAACUGUAGCCUAGAAUCUUCUUAUAUAAAAUGAAUGAACAAAUGCCCUUCCCAAAGCUGCGAUAUAUGCCAAGCCCUUUUGCACACUAAGACUAGCUCUUGAGCAGUAGAUGUUUUCUUACAAGAGAGUUGAAAAGUUGUCCCAGAUUCCAAAGUGUCAACCCAUGUGAGGAAACUUCUCUCUGCCUAGGUUAGGGACUGGAGCCCAGACUCCAACUCCUGGACAUCAUCUUUUCAUCUAUUUAUUCUUUUAUUCUUCAAGUAUAACCUUGUUCCUUGGAGGGAUAACUAUGUCCCUUAUGCUGUACACUGUGUUGAAACUGGGGUAUGAGAAUUAAUAAAGCAAAAACUUAAAACAAGUAGAAAAAAAUUCUUAGCAAAAAAAGAAAAAAAAACUUGUCUCUGAAAAAAAUUAUAAUUGCACAGAAGGCUUGGAUCAUUUCUUGAUUUUCAUUGCAAGUUAAACAUCAGGUAUUUCAUUUUUAUUAUUUGGGGGAAAAAUAGAAUACGGAAAAGAAACGCUGUACCUAAGUGACGACUAUUUACCAAGAAUAGAUUGCAGUAACACGUUAGGACUCUGAGUGUCGCUGUUCACCAAUCGGGGGAAAAGAGAAAAGAACCAGGAAUUUAAUCCGAACCACAGGGACUUCUGCAUCACAAAGCACUGGCUCUGGGGCUUUAGAAAGCGUCCAGCUGGACCGGGAGCGCUCCAGCAUCCAACGGUGAAAGCACAUUAUCUCGGACCCUGAAGAUCCUGGGGCUGCUCAGGCCUCCACCAAGAGCACAGCCAAGCGCACGCUGUUCA
Messenger RNA from Sus scrofa (pig), 4683 nucleotides. NCBI's taxonomy places the organism in Eukaryota, Metazoa, Chordata, Mammalia, Artiodactyla, Suidae. The record is from RefSeq and is a predicted model, not a curated record.